Varanus komodoensis (Komodo dragon) is the source of this 1797-nucleotide messenger RNA. It is a transcript of the gene ESR2, whose product is annotated as estrogen receptor 2. Gene Ontology annotation, molecular function: sequence-specific DNA binding; zinc ion binding; steroid binding. Bases 1 to 1659 code for a protein of 552 amino acids. The transcript has 8 exons. Gene Ontology annotation, biological process: cellular response to estradiol stimulus; estrogen receptor signaling pathway; regulation of DNA-templated transcription. NCBI's taxonomy places the organism in Eukaryota, Metazoa, Chordata, Lepidosauria, Squamata, Varanidae. Gene Ontology annotation, cellular component: nucleus. The record is from RefSeq and is a predicted model, not a curated record.
AUGUCUCUGUGUGCGCCGACCCACAAGGAAUGUACUCCGUUGCCGUCGAUCCAGGAACUCGCGUGUAGCAAAACAGAAGCCAAAAGCGCCAUCCCGGAGCUCGGCCUGCCCAUCCCGUUCAGCUGCAGCCAGUCUGCUUUGACCAGAGAGCGCAGCCCCGUGUAUCUCUCAUCCUCGUAUAUGGAAAACAGGCACGACUACUCGGCCAUGGCCUUCUACAGCCCCGCCGUGGUGAACUACAACCUUCCGGGCAACUUCAGUGAUUCGGAAGGGGCUCCUCUGCGACAGCCAGCGAGUCCGAACAUGCUGUGGUCCAGUUCCGGUCACAUCUCUCCCCUGACCUUGCACUGCCAGUCAUCAGUUUUAUACGCAGAGCAGCCCAAAAGCCCGUGGUGCGACGCCAGGCCCGUGGAUCAUGUCCUGCCUAUGCACAGAGAGACCCUGAAGAGGAAACCCAGCAGCAGUGACUGUGUCAGCCCCACGACAAACAGCCCCGUCUCAAAAAGGGAUGCCCAUUUCUGUGCCGUGUGCAGCGAUUAUGCCUCAGGGUAUCACUACGGCGUUUGGUCCUGCGAAGGCUGCAAAGCAUUCUUCAAAAGGAGCAUCCAAGGACACAACGAUUAUAUUUGUCCAGCAACAAACCAAUGCACGAUAGAUAAAAACCGGCGCAAAAGCUGUCAAGCUUGCCGACUCCGGAAAUGCUACGAAGUCGGGAUGAUGAAAUGUGGCUCAAGGAGGGAGCGGUGUGGGUAUCGCAUCAUACGCCGUCACCGUAACUCAGAAGAUUCGGUGCACUGUGUAGGCAAAGUGAAAAAGAACAGUGAGAACAUCAUGCAGGUGAAAGAGGUCCUUGUCAACAUGCUGACCCCAGAACAGUUUGUUUCCAUCUUACUUGAAGCUGAACCCCCAAACGUGUUGGUGAGUCGUCCCAACAAGCCUUUCACGGAAGCUUCCAUGAUGAUGUCCUUGACAAAACUGGCAGACAAGGAACUGGUCCACAUGAUUGGCUGGGCCAAAAAGAUUCCUGGCUUCAUAGAGCUCAGUCUGUAUGAUCAGGUCAGGCUCUUGGAAAGCUGCUGGCUGGAGGUGUUAAUGGUGGGUCUGAUGUGGAGAUCCAUUGAUCACCCUGGCAAGCUCAUCUUUGCACCAGAUCUUGUGCUCGACAGGGAUGAGGGGAAAUGCGUGGAAGGAAUUUUGGAAAUCUUUGACAUGCUCUUGGCAACGACUUCAAGGCUUCGAGAGCUGAAAUUGCAGCACAAAGAAUAUCUCUGUGUCAAGGCGAUGAUCCUUCUCAAUUCCAGCAUGUUCCCACUCUCUUCAGCUGCAGAAGAACCCGACAGCCACAAGAAGCUCAGCCGCCUCCUCAACUGUGUGACGGAUGCCUUGGUCUGGGUCAUUGCAAAGAGCGGCAUCCCUUUGCCGCAACAGACAACUCGCUUGGCGAAUUUGCUGAUGCUGCUUUCUCAUGUCCGACAUGCAAGUAACAAAGGGAUGGAGCACCUGCUUAGCAUGAAGUGUAAGAACGUUGUACCAGUCUACGAUCUGCUUUUGGAAAUGCUGAAUGCUCACACUGUCCGAAGUCACAGGAAAAUGCCCAUCUCAGAUCCCGAGAUUAACCCAUCAGAACAAACAGAGACUACAGAUGGUGAACAGCAGUGAUUUCCGAAAGAUGUGGACAACCAAGGAAGUACAAAGAAAAAAAGAUCACUAUUACACAUUUGGCUGUUUACUUUUACAAAGAAAAUGCUGGUGUUUUGAUUUCCCUCCUAAAACUUUAAUCAUUUUUAUUAGACUGUA